Molecule: messenger RNA, 372 nt
Organism: Schistocerca piceifrons (Central American locust)
Lineage: Eukaryota; Metazoa; Arthropoda; Insecta; Orthoptera; Acrididae
Product: neuroligin-3-like
Exons: 1
Coding region: 1-372 (123 amino acids)
Biological process (GO): synaptic vesicle endocytosis; postsynaptic membrane assembly; modulation of chemical synaptic transmission
Cellular component (GO): postsynaptic membrane; cell surface; synapse
Molecular function (GO): neurexin family protein binding; signaling receptor activity
Source: RefSeq, a predicted model, not a curated record
AUGGUGACUCGCGAGGUGCGGAUCAAGCAGGGCUGGCUGCAGGGCCUGGUGAUGGAGCUGCAGAGCCCGAACCUCGGCCCCGUGGACGCCUUCCUGGGCGUGCCGUACGCGCUGGCGCCCGUCGGCUCCAAGCGCUUCGUGCCGCCGUCGGCGCCGCCGCCGUGGGAGGGCCUGCGCGAGGCGUUCAGCUACGCGCCCGUCUGCCCGCAGCGGCCACCCAACAUGCAGGACGUCAGCGACGAGCGCUACAACUACCUCAAGCGCCUGCUGCCGUACCUCUCCAACACCAGCGAGGACUGCCUCUACCUCAACAUCUACGUCCCGCAGCAAGGUAGGCACGCGCUUUCGCACCACCGACUGCCGGGCACUUAA